Messenger RNA from Adineta ricciae, 303 nucleotides. The record is from the annotation of a GenBank genome assembly. Lineage: Eukaryota; Metazoa; Rotifera; Eurotatoria; Adinetida; Adinetidae.
AUGGUCGCUGAUUAUGAAACAACAUCAACAGCAAUGACUUACUGUACGUACAUUCUAGCAACUAAAUAUGAGGUUCAGCAAAAACUUGAAGAAGAAGUCGAUGAACUCAAAGAACGUGGUAUCAACUAUGAUUCCAUUACAAAACUAACCUAUAUGGAUCUGUUUAUACGAGAAGUUCUUCGCAUGUUUCCCAUCACCACAGUUGGAAUCAUCAGACGAUGCAAUGAAACAACGAUUGUAUGUGGACAUACAGUCGACGAGAGUUCGUAUAAUAUACUUCUACGUAUGUUCUAUUCAUUAUAA